Molecule: messenger RNA, 2264 nt
Organism: Nematostella vectensis (starlet sea anemone)
Lineage: Eukaryota; Metazoa; Cnidaria; Anthozoa; Actiniaria; Edwardsiidae
Product: testis-specific chromodomain protein Y 1
Exons: 3
Coding region: 112-789 (225 amino acids)
Biological process (GO): negative regulation of transcription by RNA polymerase II; chromatin organization
Cellular component (GO): pericentric heterochromatin
Molecular function (GO): chromatin binding
Source: RefSeq, a predicted model, not a curated record
UGUUUCACAUUAGUAGAAAUCCUAUACAGUCAGCGGUUAUCAGCGCGGGCGCUCAUUUUAUUUUUUAAUUGAACUGCGCAUGUGCAGUUCAGAUGUGAUUUAUUAUUCAAAAUGGCGGAAGAGAAGCGACUUCGCGAAGGAGACGGCUUUUAUCGUCAACUUAACGAGGCAAAUUCGGGUGAACUGUUGUGGGGAGGCAUUCAAAAAAGAAAAAAGACACGGAGGAAUGGGGAUCCAACAUUUUAUCCCGUUGAAAGAGUUGUUUCACGGCAAAUAAACAAUGGAAAGACACAAUAUCUCUUAAAGUGGACAGGAUACAGUGCCUAUGAGAGUUCUUGGGUGGACGAAGAUAAUCUGAGUGCUGAUCUUGUUAGGAAUUUUGACAGCCCACAAGUGGAGACUUCACGCCUUCAAGGCAAUUUAGAUCGGCUGAGAGAGGCAAUGGAGGCAAAGCUUAAGAGAAGAACUAGGGUGCCUGUUUCAAUAGAAUUUCAUCAUGAUUGCUUUCGAUAUUGUUUUAGUGGCAAGGGUAUAAAAUCAAGGGAUGGGAAACAUAUUUUGCUUAGCAGCAAUGAUUUUAGGGUUUGUAAUUUUCCAAGGGAGUGGGACGUAUAUCUAGAUAAGAAUGGGGAUGGGGUUAAAAUUUCGUAUCCUGUCAAAAUGAAAACCUUUUUAAGCAAAUCUAUUAAGUGCUAUAAAGUAGUUGAUAAUUCUGUUGUAGAAGAUAAACAAAGAAUGUAUACUGAGAAAAUUACAUUUGAUUUUAUUAGAGAACCUUUUACAAUUUAAAUAUAUACAUGUAAAUAUGUAUAUUUGUAUAGUGCCAUAUCACAAUUACCUUCUGGCACUUUUAAAAGUAUGCUAAUUCAGCUUUACUUUUUUUGCUUAAGCCUUUUAAACCUCUGGCUUUUAAGUGUUCCCUCAACUGUUUGACAGUCAUUGAUUUGGGAUCUACUUGUUCAGGCUGGUCUACUGAGCGUUCCCCAACGGAAGUGUCUGCUGAAGUUGAGGGUUCCAUGUCAGGGGUCUCAGUAUUAGUUUUUCUCCUUUUUUUGUCUGGUAGUUUUUAUUUCUUCAUUCCAGUAAGUAAUUUUUUUUCAUAUUUUCUCUUCUCUCUCUCCUUGUGUUUGAGUUCCCAUUGUCUAAAUUCUUGUUUAAGAAUGUCCCCCACAGAAUCCCAUUUAUUAGAUUUCCUGUGGAGGACAGAUCUAGCUACAUCAUUAUUUUUUUCAACCCCAUGUCCAGUAAAUAUUUUAAUACAUUUGUAUUUUUCAACAAAAAAGGGAACAUGGGCAAAAAGAAUGUGCAUGUAAGGAGUAACACGAGCCCUCUCGUAACCUUCUGCCACAGUUCUGCAUGAGCAAAACAAAUCAAUCCAUUCCUUAACUUGGUCAGCAAUUAUUUCUGGCAAAAUGUUAAGCUCCAUGUUAGUAAUUUGUAUGUAAAUAUUAUUAAAAUCUCUCCACAGUUGAGUUACCUUAUCCCUGCUGUCAGGGGUUAGCAAAUCAUGCAGUUUAUCAGGCAAUUGACUGAGAAGUGUUUUUUUGUUUGAUCCUGUUAAACUUGUGAAAUCAUAUUUACCACUUGAUGACUUAUCAGCAUUUAGCUGUUCCCAAACAUCGAAAGAAAUGCCCAAAGACCGUAUGGUGGAAACUAGCUUUUUGAGAUGGAUACCUUUUCCCUCCCCUCUUUUUUUGUCAAAGUCAUCCUUUUUAUCUCUGUCAAUUGCCUGAUAAACAAGAUUUUUAGUUAGUACAUCUGUUACUCGCAGCAUCAAGUGUAAUUCGUCAACAAUCACAUGAUCAAGCUCAAUAUUAAGUAAAGGCUCUGCUCCACAACAGUAAUUAUCUGUUGAUUUCUUACAUAGCUCUUUAAUUUCCUUGAGAGAUCUUGACAUUGGAGAUUUAUUAAAGAAAUGAAAAUCAUUAUCAGUUUUCCAGCGAUCAUCCUUAUGAAUUUUACACCAAGCACAUGCAUAGUUAGCAGUUGCACCUUUAAGACCAAGCAUUAGUAACACAAAUUUAUAAUCACCACCAAGAAAAAACUCCAAGUUAAUUGUUUUAUCAUUGACUGUUAAUUUACCAGAAGCAAUGAAGUUGUUAAUCUCCUCAAAAGUGACACUAAAGGCUUCCUUUAAGGUGGUGUAUGAUUCGGAAGCAUUAACAGCUGCAAUGUUUCUGUUACCUUUAACAGACAUUACGUUAGCUCCUGUUUGUAAAAUAGAGAAAGUUAAAAAAAUAAAAUUGGAAUUUCUUGUCAUCCUA